AUGUAUUUAAUACAGUCCUGGGCUGCCGUAUCGCUAUCUCCUCCGGAAAAUGGAGAUAAAAAGGCAAAUAACGAAGGGAACAGUCCCGUUUUUUCGGACAUUCCAGAAGUUUACUUCACAAACAAGUCUUUCGUAUGGUUAGAUAACCGAGAAAAUGAGCUAGAAAAUCGAUUAGAAAAGCUUAACAAGAUUUUGUCAGAAAUUAAGGAAGAAAAGAUACAAAAGAUCAAAGACAAUGUGGCGAAAUGGCAGUCGAAGUACGAGAAACGUUUAUUAGAUCUGGAGCAGUCAAUGUUAAAUUUCGAGAAGAAAUGCAAGUAUGAGAAGGUUGAUUUAAAUGAGCAGAUUAGCCGUGUCGAAGAGAUGUCUGACACGAAUGUUGCAGUUAGACAGCGCAUAGAGAAGAAGUUGGUAGCAUAUGGUGCCAAGUUAAAGUCUGGACAAAAUCAAAGAUUUCUUACUGUGAUCGUAAACAUGCUCCGAGGAUUAUUAUACUACAUGGCUCAGUUUCGGGACACCUUUUUGGACAUGAAACAUAUUUCUACGAAUGUGAAAGAC
Strongylus vulgaris is the source of this 558-nucleotide messenger RNA. The record is from the annotation of a GenBank genome assembly. Lineage: Eukaryota; Metazoa; Nematoda; Chromadorea; Rhabditida; Strongylidae.